This is a messenger RNA of Gossypium arboreum, 654 nucleotides long. RefSeq lists its product as uncharacterized. Bases 1 to 654 code for a protein of 217 amino acids. Lineage: Eukaryota; Viridiplantae; Streptophyta; Magnoliopsida; Malvales; Malvaceae. Gene Ontology annotation, molecular function: nucleic acid binding. The record is from RefSeq and is a predicted model, not a curated record. Gene Ontology annotation, biological process: DNA integration. The transcript has 3 exons.
AUGGACUUUGUAUCUGGAUUACCUCUCUCUCCAAAGAAGAAAGAUGUCAUUUGGGUGAUUGCUGAUCGAUUAACAAAGUCUGCACACUUUAUUCCAGUACGUAUAGAUUACUCUUUGGACAGAUGGCCUGAAUUAUAUGUCUCUGGGAUUGUUAGAUUACAUGGAGUGCCUAUCUCCAUUAUUUCAGAUAGAGACCCUCGGAUUACAUCUCGAUACUGGAGCAAAUUGCAAGAAGCUCUGGGUACUCAGUUACACUUUAGCACUACAUUUCAUCCACAGAUAGAUGAAAUUGCUUGCGUUCACGCCAGUCUUGCAAUUUCAGAAUUCACGAAACCUUUUGUUCUUAAGACUGAUGCAUCCAGAGUGAUUCAGACACCGGAGCAACAGAGGUGGCUUGGUAAACUUGUAGGAUAUGACUUUGAAAUCUGGUAUAGCUCAGGCAAAACCAGCCUCACUGCUGAUGCCCUAUCAAUUGUUCCUUCGGCUUCACUCUUCGUUAUCUCCCGUCCUAUUAUUUCUGUAAUGGAAAACAUUAGGUUGGCCAAUAGUCUCAUUCAGAGCUGGAAGACUUGUGUCACUGCCUCCAAUCUGACCCACAAUCCCUCUCUGGCUAUGAGUACAAAGACGAUCUUUUUCUGUACCGUGGUCAUUUGA